This is a messenger RNA of Xylona heveae TC161, 3578 nucleotides long. Its product is annotated as ubiquitin conjugation factor E4. The transcript has 11 exons. NCBI's taxonomy places the organism in Eukaryota, Fungi, Ascomycota, Xylonomycetes, Xylonales, Xylonaceae. Gene Ontology annotation, biological process: protein polyubiquitination. The record is from RefSeq and is a predicted model, not a curated record. Bases 164 to 3502 code for a protein of 1112 amino acids. Gene Ontology annotation, cellular component: cytoplasm; nucleus; ubiquitin ligase complex. Gene Ontology annotation, molecular function: ubiquitin-ubiquitin ligase activity.
AACGACGUUUAUCUGAGGCUGAGAGCAACUUUGUCGCGCCUCUGAGCUUCACUUCCGGAAUUUUUUUAGAUACUUCCAAAUCUAUUUUUCUACAUAUUGUCUGCUGCGUUCUUGGCGCUUCCUUCAGCGCUUGCGACUGGAUUGUGAUCUCUAGAAAAGCACCAUGGCCGACUCGAUGUCAGAUGCGGACAAGAUCCGCAUGAAGCGCCUCGCAAAACUUAGUGCGAGCACGUCCACUCAGCCUUCGUCGUCUUCGUCACAGCUCCAGCAGGAGGCGAACAAUAAUGAUACAGAAAGAAGCGCAGGAGUCUCAACACCUUCACAAAAGGAAGCUGGUUCUUCCACUUUGACUUCUGAGCCUACCUCGCCUGCAAAUCAGGCAGAAAAGCCAGCGGACUCUCCUUCAGCAUCUUCUAAACCUAAGAUCAAUAUCACCAGCCCUCAAGCUAGCGGUAACCCUUUUUCACAAUUAGGACUCUCCCAGUCAAGUGGAGGAACACCUCGUAUCAACAUUACAUCGGUGGACCAAGGAAAAACGACUCCUUUGAAGCGCGAGCAAUCAUCUCAGGCGGGAACGCCUCGAUCGAAAUCCCCCCGGAGUCCUCAAGAGACAUUGGCGGUAUGGGAAGAUAGGACACUUGGCAGCAUCUUCAGGUUGACGCUCGAGGAGAAUUACACUCAAGAUGCACAUGGAAACAAGCUUCACUACGUUCCCGGAGUCAAGAGCGAUCUUGAAGAAGACGGAGGGACCCCUCGGUUUACUACAUCUGCAUUGGAUCAAGCACUGCUUGAAGCAGCGUCGAGCUUGGAGAAUGAGACACCGCUAGACUAUCUUUUGGGAUGCUGGAAAAGGGUUUGCAGACAGUACAGAGCCGUCAAAUCCAACUCUACUUCUGAUCCAAAGUUUCCCAUUGUCAAGGAAGCACGACGGAUAUGCAUGAGUUAUUGCAUCUUUGCUGCAACGAUGCCUGAUAUGUUUGGCCAUGAAGCUACAGCGUCCAACCCUCUCGCAAGCCACUUGCUCCUGGAUCCUGACGAUGACAGAGGCGUCUGCGCGGACUUCUUAGCAGAAGCGGUGAUUCGGUUUGAGGAAGAUGAAUCCAUUAAGGAGCUACUCGUUGGCGCAAUCGAAGAGCUGAGCGCUCGUCUGGCUAAAAAGACAAUGAAUGACGACUAUAAGCCUUAUAUACUUGCCCUGAGAAGUAUUGUUAGAUAUCCAACGCUUGUGGAGGCGAUGACGCAGUCGCCACUUUUCCUUCCAGAGAAUAUCGCGGCUCAGAAUAUCGAAACGCAGACACUGCUUGGGCCAUUUUUCGCCAUCUCUCCCCUGCAAGGUGAUGUAACCACGAGUUACUUUUCCAGCCCCAAGACGCGAGACAAGGGAUAUAUCAUCAACUCGCAGAAGUCUUUGCGCAUGACCCUGCAGACCCACCAAAUGGAGCUACUAGAAAUCGCAAACUACAUUAUUCGAGCCUCCAAGGAUUCCAGAGAGAAGAUUCUAGACUGGUUUGCAUUGACAGUGAAUGCAAACCACAAGCGGCGUGCGAUGCAGGUGGAUCAAGCGGUGGUUUCCUCGGAUGGUUUCAUGAUCAAUGUCACAAUCUGUUUGGAUCAACUCUGCGAGCCGUUUAUGGAUGCAACGUUUUCAAAGAUUGACAGAAUUGACAUUGAUUACCUCCGACGGGCUCCUCGGAUUACAAUUGGUGAUGAAACGAAGCUCAACGCUGAUCAGAAGACUUCGGACGAGUUUUAUGGUCAUAAAGUGGAUGGGGCUUCGAACUUUAUCUCGGAGAUCUUUUUCCUUACUCUCGCUGCUCAUCACUAUGGGACGGAAGCGACGAACCAGAAGCUUAGUCAACUUGAAAAAGAUCUGAAAUGGAUGGAGAAGCAAGUGGAUAAAUUCGAGCUUGAGCGACACAAAUAUGUCACCAACCCGCAACAAUUGAGGGUGUUUGAGACAGCCUUGAAAAAGUACAAGGAUCAAAUCGACAAGGGUCUUUCCUACAAAUAUGCUGCCCAGGGUGUGCUGUUGAAUGAGCUGUCCCAAGCUCGUUCAAUGCAAUUUAUGCGCUAUGUCAUUGUCUGGCUUCUCCGAAUUGUUUCUCCCGGUGUGAACUUCCCCAAGGACACUCUCAGAUUACCUUUAUCGCCCGAUCAAUCGGUUGCAUUCCAAUGUCUUCCCGAGUACUUUCUUGAGGAUGUGGUGGCAAACUUCAAGUUUAUUAUGAGAAAUAUGCCUGAAAUCAUCACUUCGACGCAGAGCGAUGAGCUUGUGAUGCUAUGCAUUACAUUCUUGCAGAGUUCGGAUUAUAUAAAAAAUCCAUACCUCAAGUCUGGCCUCGUCACAAUACUUUUUCAGGGCAUCUGGCCGACCUAUACUCGCUCAAAGGGCGUGUUGGGUGACCUCUUGAAUUCUCUCCCUUUUGCCACCAACCAUUUGCUACACGCGCUGAUGAAGUUCUAUAUUGAGGCCGAGAAUACUGGCACACAUACCCAAUUCUUUGAUAAGUUCAACAUUCGGUAUGAGAUAUUCCAAAUUAUCAAAUGCAUUUGGCCGAAUCCGUUAUACCGGAAUUUACUUGAGCAAGAGGCAAACAAAAAUCUGGAUUUCUUUGUCCGGUUUGUCAAUCUGCUGCUAAACGACGUCACAUUUGUUCUCGAUGAGGCCUUGAAUGGUUUCACAAAGAUACACAAUCUCCAGAAGGAAUUGGAAAGCCCUGUCGCAAUGGAGCCAGCCGUUCGCACAGAAAAGGAAGAGUCUCUUGCGCAGGCACAAGGCCAGGCAAAGUCAUACAUGCAACUUACGAAUGAGACUAUGGAUAUGCUCAAGCUAUUCACGAAAGCGCUUGCGGAGUCGUUUACCAUGCCAGAGAUUGUGCAGCGUUUGGCCGAUAUGCUUGACUUCAACCUGGACGUCAUGGUCGGGCCAAGGAGCAUUAACCUCAAAGUUCGCGAACCGCAACAGUAUGGUUUCAAUCCAAAACUGCUGUUGAGCGCAAUUGUCGACGUCUACCUAAAUCUCAGGGACCGCGAGAACUUUCGCCUUGCCGUCGCGCGAGACGGGCGAUCCUACAAGCCGGAAAACUUUGAAAAGGCGGCCCUUAUCCUGUCCAAAUGGAGCCUCAAAGCUCGAGAAGAGCUCGACUCACUUGCGGCUCUGAGUAAGGUUAUCAGGAAGCUCAAGGAAGAGGACGAGCAGGCGGAAGAAGAUUUGGGCGAGAUUCCAGACGAAUUUCUGGAUCCUCUCAUGUACACGCUCAUGGAAGACCCUGUUAUCCUCCCAAGAUCUCGCAUCUCCCUUGACCGAUCAACCAUCCGCUCGCAUCUCCUCAGCGAUCCCAAUGAUCCAUUCAACCGUACUCCUCUCACCAUGGAGGAUGUCAUUCCUGACACCGAGCUCAAGGCCAAGAUACAAGCUUUCCGCGCAGAGAAGACGGGGAAAAAGGAAUUCACCAAUGCAGCUUCGACUCCUGCCGAGGUCAUGGACACUACUGAGGGAUAGUGCGCUUUUCUCUUUUCUCUUUUUCUCUAUUUUCAUUUCUCCAUUUUUUUUUUUUUUUCAACCUUUAAGCUUUUGU